AUGGCAGUGAGCCUAGUCAAGUCCCUGUACUGGGAGGUGUUCCCCCCCAUGUCCACGUGCAGGGUCUACUGCACCCCUGUGUUCCAUGACGGCCUGCUCUAUGUGCUCGGGGGCUGCAGUGAGACAGGCCUGCCUCUAGACACUGCCGAGGUGCUGGACAUAGAGAGCCAGACAUGGACCCAGCUACCUCCACUCCCUACAGCCCGGGCGGGGGCAUCAGCGGUGGCCCUCAGGGGUCAGGUGAUGGUAAUGGGGGGCAUGGAUGGCCAGCAGAGCCCCCUGUCCUCCGUGGAGGUCUACAACCCUGACGAGGGCAAGUGGGAGAGGAAGGCCAGCCUAGGACAACCCUCCAUGGGCAUCACCUCAUUAGAGAAAGAUGGGAAGGUAUAUGCGCUGGGAGGGAUGGCAGCUGACACGACGCCCCAGGCUCUGGUGAGGGUUUAUGAGCCGGAGAAGGACCAAUGGCAGCCCCUGACCUCUAUGCCCACGCCCCGCUAUGGAGCCGCCUCCUUCCUGAGAGGCAACAAGAUCUACGUGCUGGGUGGGCGUCAGGGCAAGCUUCCUGUCACAGCCUUCGAGGCCUUUGACCUGGAAAUGAAGAGUUGGACGCGUUACCCCUGCAUCCCCAGCCGCCGGGCCUUCGCCUGCUGUGCUGCCACCGAGCGGGGCUUCUUCAGCCUGGGAGGGCUCCAGCAGCCUGGCCCCCACAACUUCUACUCCAGACCACACUUCGUCAGCACAGUGGAGGAGUACGACCCAGAACAGGGUAUCUGGAUCAAACCAACCCGAACCUCCAGGAUGAGGGUUAAGAGAGCAGACUUUGUGGCCGGAUGUCUCGGUGGAAGGGUCAUCGUUGCUGGUGGACUAGGUAACCAGCCGUCGCCCUUGUCGUCGGUGGAGAGCUACAAUCCUGUGAAGCGGAGUUGGGAGUACGCUGCCCCCAUGCCCAGUCCCCGCUGCUCCUGUUCACCCCUGCAGACACCCAACAUGCUGUUUCUCAUCGGGGGCGUGGCCCAGGGACCCAGCAACGCCGUGGAGGCUCUCUGUCUCAGAGAGACUGUGUGA
This is a messenger RNA of Salvelinus namaycush (lake trout), 1065 nucleotides long. It is a transcript of the gene klhdc8b, whose product is annotated as kelch domain containing 8B. Gene Ontology annotation, molecular function: protein binding. The record is from RefSeq and is a predicted model, not a curated record. The transcript is spliced from 5 exons. The coding region runs from base 1 to 1065 and encodes 354 amino acids. Lineage: Eukaryota; Metazoa; Chordata; Actinopteri; Salmoniformes; Salmonidae.